GCAGCACCGCCCCAAGACACUUCAGAUGGUGGCCGUCGGAAGACAACCAAGAAAGGCUUCCACUUGGAUUGGCUGGGCAGGACCCCGUUACCGGCGAGUCUAGUUCUGCUGAACUAGCUCGUAGGCUCGCCUCAGGUGCUUACAAUGGUGCUUACGGUGGCAGCUACGGUGGUGGCUAUGGUGGCAGCUACGGAGGUGGCUAUGGAGGCGGCUACGGUGGUGGUUACGGAGGUGGUUACGGUGGGGGUUACGGAGGCGGUUAUGGUGGUGGUUACGGAGGCGGUUACGGAGGUGGAUAUGGAGGUAGCUAUGGUGGUGGUUAUGGAGGCGGCUAUAGUGGCGGUUAUGAAGGUCGAAGUAUGGUCGUCACUAGUGGAGAAAGUAGCGCAGAUGUCACUAGUGGGAGAAGCGCAGGUGGAAGCAGCAACGAAACUAGUAGCAGCAGCGGACAUGGAGGUGGCUUUCGGCGGCGGCUACGGAGGUGGACACAGUAGUAGUUUUGGAAUCCAAAGUAGGGUCGGGAGUAGUGGCGAACAGGGCAGCAAUUUACGAGCAGGUGGAAGUGAAAGCCGUAAUGAAACAGGAAGUGUUAGUGGAUACGGAGGAGGCUACGGAGGGGGGUACGGAGGCACUUACGGCGGAGGUUAUGAAGGAACAGCAUACGCCAACAGUGGCUCAAGCAGCACUCAUACAAGAAGCGGAAGUGGUCACGGUGGAGGAAGUGCAACUGAAAGUGGUACGGGUGGCAGAUACAGAGGCGGCUAUGGAGGUGGUUACGGGGGCAGCUACGGUGGCCGUCAUGCAGAAAUCAGUACAGGCGUGAGUGGUGCCGAAAGCGACAGCAAUUCCAGAAGUGGGAGCGCAUAUGUCCGUAGCAGUGGAGGCGACCGAAGAAAUGAGACAGGCACUAGCAGCGGAUAUGGAACUCGCUCUGGAACCGGCUACAGAAGUGACUACAGAAGUGGCUACGGAGGUGGUUAUGGAGGUGGCUACGGCGGUGGCUAUGGAGGGCAUAGUAGGGUCGUAAAUGCUGAAGAAGGCGGCACUGACAUCUCAGGUGGCAGUGGAUACGGCAGUGGUAGCAGCAAUGAAACUGCAGGUGGUAGUCUACACAGAGUUGGCUACGGAGGUGGACAUGGAGGUGGCUACCGUGGUAGUUAUGUACAGCGCACCAGGGUCGUGAACGCUGGAGAAAGUGUUACUGAGACAAGACGUGGCAGCGAGCACGGCGAUGCAAGCAGGAAUGAUACAGGAGCUGGCAGCAGAUACGGAGGGGGUUACGGAGGUGGCUAUGGAGGUGGCUACGGUGGGGGUUAUGGAACGCAGAGACGAGUCGUAAGCAGUCUCGGAAGUGACAGUGACAGGAGCAACGGCAGCGGAUCUGGAGGUGGCUACGGAAGUGGUUACGGAGGUGGUCACGGAGGUGGUUACGGCGGUGGUUAUGGAGGCGGCUAUGGCGGCAGUUAUGGAGGUCAUAGUAGCAUCGUCACUGGCGGCGAAAGCGGCACUAAUGUCAGGAGCGGCAGUGGCUACGGGGAUGGAAGAGGCAGCAGUGAAUCUGCUACUGACAAUGCAAACCGCGGAUACGGUAGUGGUUACGGUGGGGGACACAGUGGUGGUUAUGGAAGCAGAAGCAGGGUUGUGAAUGGAGCCGAAAGCGACAGUGAAGCCGGCAGAAGCAGCGGAUACGGCAGUAGAAGAGGAGACAUAAGCGUGAGUGACACUGACAGUGAAACUCGCGCAUAUCGAGGCGAAAACAGAGCAGAAAGCGGCAGUGACACAAGAAGCGGAGGAGGAGGAUAUGGUGAUGGAUACGGUAGCGGAAGUGGUGGCGGAAGCGGUGGCGGAAGUAGUGGUGGAAGCGGUGGCGGAAGCGGUGGCGGAAGCGGUGGCGGAAGCGGUAGUGGAAGCGGUAGUGGAAGCGGUAGUGGAAGUAGUACAAGAAGCAGCAGCGGUGGGCACAGAAACAGUAACGAAGCCAAUGAUGAUAGUCACAAUAGCCGUGGCUUUGGUCGCGGUUCCGGUGGCAGUCAUGGCGUCUAUGGUGGCAUAUACACUAGUGGGUACACUGUCCGAUAUGGAGAAAGAACAAGCUCACGCACUGAAAAUUCCCGGGCUGAUGUACCAUGUGUGAGAGUGCGCAACUGCGGCAGCCUACUCACAGUCGCCACGGCCGUUCUACCAGGUGGCGGCCGUUCCCACAAUCAACAGUCGGCGUCAAGAGGCCUCGUGCAAGAAAUCGUCGACGACACUCAAGCGCGCCUGCGUGUCCAGCAGGACAUUAGUUCUCCGCGAGCAACGGAAAGUGAUGAACUCUUGAGCGACGACUGAAAUCCUGUUGCGAGCCACCUAAGGGGGUGAGAGCAUUCACAGCAUCUCAUCGAAUUCUACAAUGGGAAUCAACCUUUGAGCAGGUCGCUUCAACUUUGGCAAUAAAGAUUCAAUAUUCGCUAUUUGUAA
Messenger RNA from Dermacentor silvarum, 2460 nucleotides. RefSeq lists its product as uncharacterized. The transcript has a single exon. Bases 145 to 2331 code for a protein of 728 amino acids. Lineage: Eukaryota; Metazoa; Arthropoda; Arachnida; Ixodida; Ixodidae. The record is from RefSeq and is a predicted model, not a curated record.